CCCAUUCUUCUACUAACGGUAUAUAACCAAAGUCCUUGAGUUCUCAUUUGACAAAAAAAAAAUAAAUUUUUUUUGCCCUUCAAGCAUCACUUCUUCACAAUUAAUGACUUGUCCCAAAUAAACUAGCAAUAUAAUUUCUAAUCAUGCACUUGUAUGUCAAAGAUGUAUUUUGACAAUUUCUCUUGCAUUUAUAUAGUUUUCGGCUGUGAUUAACAUAAAAAAUGCAGGAGACCCGUUAUAUAUUACUGGCUGCCAUUUUUUUGAGGAUUUCCACGGUCAUUUGUGGAACAUUCACAGUAUCUGUUGAAUGGUAUCCAGGGAAGUUCCGAACAUACGACUUCAAUCGGAGCAUCUCUGGAGAGUGCAUACUUUCUAUGAGGGAGGAUGUGGUUCGAUGCAUGCGCAAUCACAAGUUCCAGGAUAUUGAGGACCAAUGGCGGUAUCAACCUCAGAAUAUAACUUAUAUCGCCGUCAACUGUCUGAGACAGGAAUUCUUCACAUCUCCACGACAUGUUUGCAUGUGUAAAAAAGGAACCAAAGCCGCAAGUGCUCAACAUUUCCGGCAAUUUGACGAGUUCUAUUAUUGUCAGCUUCGGCAACUCACGGAUAAAAUGUUCGCCUCUCUUCGAAAUCUACAGGUUUUAGAUCUCUCUGACAAUAUGAUUUCCCAUAUUGAAGGAGAUGCCUUAAAAUCUGUGACGUCAUUGAAAUAUUUAGAUCUGAGUCGGAAUCCUAUGGAAACACAGACUUUGGCGGCAGGAUUCCUGUGUGAUGCGCCGGGGCUUGAGAUUUUAGUGAUGCAGGGCACUCGAUUUCACGGGUUUCCGCUUCAUAUAUUUGAUUGCAACGAGAAGCUUAUGAAUUUAUCUUACAUAGAUUUUAGUGAUAGCUUGAUGCACUCUAUUCCACAUAAUGCUUUCAAAAAUAUCCCGAAUAUUCUGUCGCUAAAUUUGACUUCAAACAAUAUAAAUAAUACUCUGAUUCAGAGGGACGCUUUUGUAGGUCUGACAAAACUAGUCUCUGUCGACUUUACCGAGAAUGACUUAACUUCCGUACCGGUGACGCUCUGUGCACAUGCACCGGAACUUCAGUACUUACACAUGAGCGAAAACAGAUUGCCAUUAUUUGAUUUUCAAGCCAUACAUUCGUGCAAAAAUUUAUUGUUUCUGGAUUUAUCGCACAAUGACAUCAGGAAUUUGGUUGGAAGAAUAAUAAGUCCGUCUCCUUUAAGAUCUCUCAGGAUAUCAAAGAACUUCAUCACGGAAUUGCCGACAGAAGGUUUCCUCUACGAAGCACGGAAUCUAACAACGCUUGACUUAUCAAUGAACUCCAUCAAACACGUUUCCAGAAAGGCAUUUGACGGACUUUCGUCUUUGAAGAAACUGGAUCUCUCGGAUAACUUACUGAACAUUUCAUCUUUUCCACUGUUUCCGCAGCUUCAGAUAUUAGAGGAGUUAGACGUCAGUGUAAAUUCUUUCAGAAAAAUACAAUCAGGUUUCUUCGAAGGAUUAAAAUCUUUGAAUGUUUUAAAUUUGUCCCGGAACGACUUGGAAGUGUUAGAAAGCAACGCUUUUGACGGUUUAAAAAGUCUAACGAUUUUAGACCUGAGAAAUAAUAGAUUAUCCGGUUUUGAAGACAGUGUUUUCUCAGUAUUAAAAAAUCUCAAAACACUUUAUCUCACUCAAAAUAGAAUAAUAUCUUUGGAUCAAGUGAGAUUCCCCUCCUUUCUGGGCACCCUGAAUGCUGCUAACAACAGAUUAGAACAUUUUCCACCCUCUAUUUCAAAUACAAAUAUAAAAGAAGUGAUAUUGGAUAAUAAUGAAAUGACGUCAUUUUCAGUAUCACCAAAUUCAAACUUCUCGUCCAUUACCUCUCUAUCUCUGUCCAACAAUCUUAUAAAAACAUUAAUUGAAAAUUCCUUUAAAACAUUUUCAAACCUGAAACAAUUAAAUUUCUCAAGGAAUUGCCUCGCUCUCAAUUUAUCACGUGAUUAUUUUAACGGUGCUGAUUCGAUAAGUACGUUAGACCUAUCAAACAAUAGGAUACAAAAUAUUAAUGGGAUGUUUUCAACAUUUGAAUCUCUGUCCAAACUUCAGAAUUUAUAUCUGUAUAAAAAUCCGAUAACUCGUGUCCAUAACCUGAUUCCUGAACUCCUAGAUAUGAAUGCAUUUACUGAGAUUAGCCUGGAAAAUAUCUAUCUCUCCUUCUGUAACAUUUCACAUGUGUCGGUAGAGGCUUUUGAUGGGUUUCCAAACCUGAACUUGGUGGAUCUAAGCGGAAAUGAACUAACCGUGAUAAAACCCUUCAAAACGUCCAAUCCAAACACGGUUUACAACCUCACAAGGAACCCUUUGGAAUGCUCAUGCGCUAUGAGAUGGAUCACAGAACGGGGGAUCAAAGUAGGAGACCAGUUUAUUUCAACCAAUAGUUAUAAAGUUGAUUUUUGUACCGUUUAUCCUUACAAUUACACAAUGAAGGUCAGGGAUGUAGAAAAGAUUGAUUUCUUAUGUAAAACGCAAGAUGAAUGUCCCACGAAAUGUGUCUGCCUCGGUAUUUCAGAAACCAACAACACGACUCUAGUCAAGUGUUCUAAUGUCACUUCCGUCCCUGCAGGAAUACCUCGGACUUCAUUACAACUAUUCCUUGACGGAAACUCCCUGUACAAUCUGAACUUCACAACCGGGGUUGAUGAUCACUUUCUCACAGAAGAGCUAUAUAUAAAUAAUAGCCACGUCGAGCUCUUAACAAGGGACUUUUUCAGGCCAUUUCAGAAUCUUAAGAAAUUGGUUUUGUCGAACAAUUAUAUAAAGAAGUUAGAGAACGAUGUUUUUUCUGAACUUAAAAAUCUGGAAGAAAUGCACCUAAGAAACAAUUCAUUGAAAAGAUUUGGGUCAAAAACAUUACCUAUUUCAAAACAACUCAAGUUACUCGACAUAAGUUACAAUCAAAUAAAAUUCCUUGAUUCGGAGGUGCUUGAAGCCAUUUUAGAGAAGAGGCAUCUCAGAAGAAUUUAUAUCGGAAACAAUGCAUUGGUGUGUAAUUGCAGGAACCAAGCACUGCGAUAUUGGAUGGAUGAACACAGGAGCAGGAUUUUUGACCGUGAGUCAAUCAAGUGUGAAAAUAAUCAGGAAAUGUCGCAUGUAAGACUCCAACGCUUUACUUGUGCGGCCGAAAAGCAAACAUCUCUCCACAAAGGAAUAAUUGUGACGUCAGUAAUACUCGUGUCCUUGGUAUUUUUAGGUUUUGUCUCUUGCUUUUAUUUUCGACGUGACAUAAUAGCUGUCAUUGGAACGAAGUUAAACAUAAACUGCUUACGUCAUGAGUACGACCAAGUUAAGGUUUAUGAUGUUUUUCUGAUGUUUGAUUUCAAUGACCCGAAAGGAUGUGAUUGGUCAAACAAGGAACUGUUACCAAAGUUGAAUAACAGCGGAUAUAAAAUAACAACUUCCGACUCAAAAGACCUUGCAAAGAGUCUUUUAGAAACCGAAAACACUAAGUUACGGGACAGCAAAUGUGCUUUAUUUGUAGUCACAAAAUAUAUCUGUAACAAUCAGUAUUACAUGAACUGUUUCCGGUCUGCGCAAAAAUAUGCGCGCGAAAACCAUAGAUUCAAGCUAAUUAUUGUAAUUGUAGGUGACAUAGACCAUUCAAUUUUAGAACCUGAACUGCGGAAAACUUUAUCUACUGGAAAUUACAUCACAGCUCGCUCUCGGUGUGUUUGGGAAAGACUUGCGUUUGAGUUGCCAAAGAGGCAGUUCUUACUACAACCUUUUGCUCAUGAAAACGAGGUUGAUGAGUCAGAGACAGCAGUUAUAGUAUACAGUGCCGCGGGCCCUGGUAGGACGGAAGAACGAGAGACUGUAGAGAUAAAGUAAACCAAGUGUGGCGUGUCAAGUUUUCUUGCAGUUUAAAAUGGAGAGAGAGAAAGAGAGAGAGAGGAGUACAGUGUUUUGAAAUAAAACAUUUAUGUUUGUCUUGUUUUUGCUAGGUUUUAUGUAAUAUAUGCUAAAACUCUGCAAGAGAGAGAGAGAGAGUGAGAGAGGAGAUAAAUUAAAGGUACAAUGUUAUGUGAAUGAAGAGAAUUUAAAUGUGCACUGUAUGUUGAUUGUUCAAGGGUUAAUUAAAUAUGCUUAUAUUAUAUAAGAGGGUUUAUGAGUGUGUCUACAAAUUAGACUUCCUUAAAGUUUAUAAGGGAGAUAUGAGAACGAUUAGAAAGAGAGAAAAGUUUGUUAUUAAUUUUGUUUCAAAAUAAAAUAAAAUAAUUUAAUUUUAUUUGUAUUCUCGCCUCUCAUUGGUUGAUUACCAAAAAGGAACGCAUAACAUUUUGUAUAAUCUGGUUUGGUAUGGGGACACACCCCCUUGACGACCAGCUUAAUCAUCAUAUCCAUGCAAUCCCCUCAUUUCCAGUCCUCGGAAUCCAUGGAAAAUUCCAGAUUUAAUAAAUGUACCUUCAACUUUAAUCAAUUACUCGUUCUUACCUCAUGUAAACAAACAUCAUGGCUGCUAGAUCUAUGAAUCAGUCAUUACCUCCCCUCGCUUCAAAUCACUUCCGUUACUACGGUUGUAUUAUUGCGCGGUAAAUUUGAACUUAUAAAAAGCAACACAAUUUUACAUCAAAAGUUGUUUAAUUAUUUUAAUAUUAAAUUAUAAGGAAUGACUUUAA
This is a messenger RNA of Saccostrea cuccullata (small rock oyster), 4663 nucleotides long. Its product is annotated as toll-like receptor Tollo. The record is from RefSeq and is a predicted model, not a curated record. Gene Ontology annotation, molecular function: protein binding. Gene Ontology annotation, biological process: signal transduction. The coding region runs from base 222 to 3875 and encodes 1217 amino acids. The transcript is spliced from 2 exons. Lineage: Eukaryota; Metazoa; Mollusca; Bivalvia; Ostreida; Ostreidae.